AGAGAAAAAAAAAAUCGACAUAAAAGAGCUAGGCGGGAAACACUUGGUCUUGACUCUUGAUAGCUAGAUCGUUUUUCUAUAUAUAUUUUCAGAAGUCGUUGCUUUUAGAAAUCAUCAUGCCUUCUUUGGAUAAUUGGAUUGAAAAACCUCAAGAGAUCAUUCAGAAAAUCUAUGAGAAACAUAGUGGCAGUUCACCUUGGGAAAAAGAAGUAGAUGACUACUUCACAUCAAGAUUGACCAAUACAGAAACUUGGACUUCUAUUCCAUCGCUGAAUGAAGUUUUAAUUAAAGAUCUCAGACAUGGACAGUUGGUCAGAUUUCGUGGCAUGUUUCAAGAUCAACUUGGUCCUGAGAUGUAUGGCUCUGGUGCUCUUGUAAAGAACACAACUUCAGGAAGUCAGAAAAAUGUUACUGGAAAAUUCAAGGAUGAACUUUGUCUUGGACUUGAUGAAGAAGUUGUCAACUGGAACACCACAGAAAGCAGAUCUUGCUAUUACUGUGUACCAAUACCUGGUGAAACUCCUUGGGUCAAACAAAUCUUCAGAGAGAAAAAUAGUUUGUCUGGCCUGCAGCCUUCUAGACCUGUAUCGAUUGGGAAAAAGCGGCCCUUGGAAGAAGAAGAUGACAAUGAGAUGAUGGAUCUAGGUGAAUCCAAUAAGCGGCCUUGUCCUUUAACAAACGCCAACCCAUCAAUGAGUGUUACCAAUGGAAAUUUGGACAAAAUUCUAAAUUUUCCUCUUCCGUCAUCCGAAUCUGUAGGCUGUAUAGUUAAAAUAUACAGCGAAGAUGAGGUGCCACUAAACGAUGUUCUAGAAGUGGUAGGUGUCCUUUCCUUUAAUACCCCAGGCGUCUCUGAUGAUGAAGAACGCGAAGAUUUCCAGCCUCCUUCGUCGAUUGUCCCACGAAUUCACUGCAUUGGUUCUCAAAAAUGGCAACAUAAUAACCCAUACAUCAUCUCAUACAGCGGCCAGAAAUGGAAUGAAGAAUCAGCGGCUGUGGUCGAGUUGUCCGCUACCAUUCGAGAUGAAUUGCAUGGUUUGUUUACUGAGUUCUUCUUGGGGGACAGUCUCGCUGCUGAUUAUUUGCUGUGUCAUUUGAUGUCACGCGUGUACAACCGGAAAGAUUCGUUAGCGCUUGGCAAAUUGUCAUUGAAUUUAACAAACGUCCCCAUAGACAAUGCGGUUUUACAAGAAAGCUUUCCUCGUUUUUUGUUCAGUUUGUUAGAACGCUUAGUUACCAAAGCGCAUUAUUUGCCCAUGUCUCUUGAAAAUCUGAAUACUCUGCGUAUGAUCCCUAAGAAAGAUUACCAGGAAAAUCGACUGAUUGCCGGUUGUCUUCAACUGAGUUCACAAACGCACUUAGUUCUCGAUGAGACAGCAAUGACAGAAGGUCAACUGAUAGCAGAUGGAGUGCGUAAUGUAACUGCGAUUGGAAACAUAUCUUCAUGGCAGAAAAUCGAAUAUGAUUUCAAUUAUCAUCAAGUGGAAUUUCACACCGAUAUCCCCGUCCUGAUACUAUCCGAACGUCGCUCUAUUGUUGCCACAGAUGUAAACCUACCGCUAAGGUUGAACAUGUCACGUGGCCGUCCGUUCGCUGAACUCAUUGAGAAAUUGGAAACUAAUGCUGAACUGCUCAUGCAAAUGAGAAAUUAUCUCACCGUAACCAGACUUUUGCCUUUCAAACUUAAUGACGCCAUUCAGGAGGCGGUUCAACAAGAUUUUAUUCAGAGUCGUGCUCCAGGUCAAGCUAAUCCUAUGUCCACUGAAGAUUUCCACUUGUUGCUUGUUUUGUCUCGGUUGUUGGCCCUUACGUACGGUAAAACGGAGCUGCUGGACGUGUCUCUUUGGCAAAGAGCGAAGGCAAUGGAAGCGGAACGUAAAUCUCGCUUAUCAAAUUCCAGUCGUUGAUAUGCUAUUAUGUUGUGUAUUUUUGUGAUUUCUCAUUUGUCUUAAAGGAUUAAAAAAUGGAUGGAUUUUUCA
Messenger RNA from Daphnia pulex (common water flea), 1979 nucleotides. Its product is annotated as mini-chromosome maintenance complex-binding protein-like. The transcript is spliced from 7 exons. Gene Ontology annotation, biological process: DNA-templated DNA replication. NCBI's taxonomy places the organism in Eukaryota, Metazoa, Arthropoda, Branchiopoda, Diplostraca, Daphniidae. The coding region runs from base 117 to 1907 and encodes 596 amino acids. The record is from RefSeq and is a predicted model, not a curated record. Gene Ontology annotation, molecular function: chromatin binding.